Messenger RNA from Rosa rugosa (rugosa rose), 965 nucleotides. RefSeq lists its product as uncharacterized. NCBI's taxonomy places the organism in Eukaryota, Viridiplantae, Streptophyta, Magnoliopsida, Rosales, Rosaceae. The record is from RefSeq and is a predicted model, not a curated record. The transcript has a single exon. The coding region runs from base 89 to 748 and encodes 219 amino acids.
CACACACAAAGAAAUUCGAACUCUCCUCCUUCUUCUUCUUCAAGAAACCAACCAAGAAACUGCUUCUUUCUCUCUCGGCUCUGCGACAAUGGCGGUGAUUUCUUCAACGUCGUCGAAAGAAAAAACGUUCUUGGAGCCCUGUUACAGAUCUCGGCCUCUCCUACCCCUAUCGGCUUAUGGCUUCGCGUCGUCGACCUCAUCCAGUUUCUCCGCCACUUCUUCACAAUUCUUGACGCGCCCCGCCUCCUCCACGCGCCAUCCCGUGCCCGGCAACUCCAUUUCCACCUCAUUGUCCUCCUCCGUCCGGUUCGCGGUCGACCUCCCGAGCACUCCCAGCCGUUCGAUGACGGUCAAGAACCCGUUCGCCGACAACGUCAAGAACCAAAGCAACGGCCAGAAGAGCGGGACGCCGGUGGCUGGCACCAAGAAAGCGUGCCUCUGUUCCCCUUCGACGCACCCAGGCUCCUUCCGCUGCGCCAUGCAUAGGAACGCGCCGCGUGGCGGCGCUAGCCGAUCGAACUCGAGCAGCCAAACGGCGUCGUCGUACAACUCGAAUAUCAGGCUCAACUAUCGAAGGUCGGCGAUGAAUAACUCGUUGGUGAGAAUCGGAGGAGUGGAAGGGGACUUGGUGAAGCGUGCUUUGGCGGCUCUGAUCAGACCCACGGCUCACAAUCAGCGGCGCCGAGCCGAUUUCCAACCCAAGCCGAGCCGGCUCUCCGUAAUGUCCAAAACGGCGUCGGCUUCUUGAUUUCAUUAUGGUUUAAUUGAUUCUUGGUUACUGCGAAAUUAGGGUUAGAGCAAAAAAAAAACAAAGAAAAAAAAAAGGGGGAGUUAGGAGCGAGUUAAAUGUUCAAUUAACUCAAGAAAUCGUUCACCACUUUUUUUGGUGAAGGUUAUGAUCAUGAUUAGUAGAUGGAAUUGUUUUGGGACUGAGAUUAGGCCAUUAGGGUUACUAAAUUACAUUU